AUGGUUGAUCGGCUCCAAGGAACAUGGAAAUCCAUUUCUUGUGAAAAUUUUGAAAGAUACAUGAAAGAGCUGGGAAUAAGACGAGCCAGCAGGAAACUUGCCUGUCUGGCAAGACCCACUGUGACCAUCAGUACACAGGAAGAUCUGAUCACUAUAAAAACCAAAAGCAUCUUUAAAAAUAAUGAGAUCUCCUUUAAACUCGGAGAAGAGUUUGAGGAAACCACACCAGGGGGCUAUAAAACCAAGAGUGUGGUAACCUUCGAUAAGGACUCUUUGAUUCAGGUUCAAGACUGGGAUGGCAAAGAGAACACCAUAAAGAGAAAGUUGGUCGAUGGGAAAAUGGUGGUGGAAAGUGCCGUGAACAAUGUUAUCUGCACUCGGAUGUACGAGAGAGUACCAACAAACUCAGUCUGA
This is a messenger RNA of Leptonychotes weddellii (Weddell seal), 414 nucleotides long. RefSeq names its product fatty acid binding protein 12 (gene FABP12). NCBI's taxonomy places the organism in Eukaryota, Metazoa, Chordata, Mammalia, Carnivora, Phocidae. Gene Ontology annotation, molecular function: lipid binding. The record is from RefSeq and is a predicted model, not a curated record.